Messenger RNA from Striga asiatica, 2143 nucleotides. NCBI's taxonomy places the organism in Eukaryota, Viridiplantae, Streptophyta, Magnoliopsida, Lamiales, Orobanchaceae. The record is from the annotation of a GenBank genome assembly.
CUUUGACUUGGCGAAGAGAUAGGAGGCCCCACUCCCACGUGGCUUGUCAUUUCUUUUUCAAUCCCAUUCAUCAAAUCUCACAGAUCAGCUGCUCGGAAUCGACAUCACGACCUCAAAAUUUUCUGCGAAACAAUUGCCCGUCAAAAUCUGAAAUUCCAGCUGACCGUGAAUUGAACCUCCGGCGUGCUAGAAAAGGACAAUCGGAGGUUUCCCCCAAAUUCAUUGGAAUCUUCAUGUUUAUGUUUUUAUAGCAGCCAUCCUUGCUGUCGGCGAUGAAAGGCGUCUUCACGGCGCCCGGUGAUUACGUUUAUUUCAAGUCUCAGGUCCCUCUUCACAAGAUCCCUAUUGGAUCAAAGCAAUGGCGGUACUAUGAUUUCGGCCCAAAAGUAGUGCCCCCACUAAUAUGUUUACCUGGUACACCUGGAACUGCAGAUGUGUACUACAAACAAGUUAUGUCACUCUCAAUGAAGGGUUAUCGUGUCAUUUCAGUCGAUAUUCCUCGUGUAUGGAACAACCAUGAGUGGAUUCAAGCUUUUGAGAAGUUUUUAGACGCUAUUGAUGUUCAUCAUAUACAUCUUUACGGUACAUCACUUGGUGGCUUCCUAGCUCAGCUUUUUGCUCAACAUCGUCCACGGAGAGUUAAAUCGUUGGUUCUCUCAAAUACAUUCUUGGAGACAGCUAGUUUUGCUGCAGCCAUGCCAUGGGCCUCAAUUGUAGGUUGGACACCUUCAUUUCUACUGAAGCGAUAUGUCCUAACUGGAAUCCGUGAUGGUCCUCACGAACCCUUUAUUGCUGAUUCCGUGGAUUUUGUUGUUGCUCAGGUCGAGACACUUUCAAGAGACGACUUGGCCUCAAGACUCAGUUUAACGGUCGAUGCAGCAUCAGUUGGACCUCUUUUGCUUUCAGAUUCUUUAAUCACUAUAAUGGAUAUUUGCUCUCGCCUCUCGCUCUUCAUAAAAAAUGAACGUUUCUCAUUGAUUAUUGUUUUGCUUGUGGUGAUUAUCCUUUCCUUGAAGACGAAUGAUUUCUGUGCAAUCCCCCAACAACUUAAAGAUCAAGUAACCGAAAGAUACCCCGGUGCUAGACAAGCCUAUCUCAAGUCUGGUGGUGAUUUUCCUUUUCUUUCACGACCAGAUGAAGUGAAUCUUCAUCUCCAGCUACACCUAAGACGAGUUGGAGUUGAGCCCCAGGUCCCUAGCACCCCAAAGGAUGAUUUUGGUGGAAGUUCGAGUGAUCAAAGUGACAGAAAACGAGAUACUGAUGACUCACCAGAGGAUGAUAGAGUGGAUGAUAAUGGGCCAGGUGGCCCGACAGACACAAAAGGGCCACUUUUACUUCCAGAGGGUCCUGAUUCUGGUAAUUUCGGUAGCCAAUAUCUGAGCAAUGCUUAUUUACCUAAUUACAACAGCGAACGCUUGGUGACUCUUUUGCUAGAAGAAGCUUUGGUGAACAGGAAAACUAUUCUAGCUUCUAACUUGAACUUUGCAUUUGAGUAUAUCGUUCUUAGUUUGCUUCGUAAUCACUUCAGCAACGUGUACAUUAAUUUGCAAGUAUAGUAUCGGACUCCGGAUUUUGAUGUAAUUUGUUUGUAUACUAUGGUCUCUGUAAUGUUGUGUCUCGCGUGUCAAUUUCGUAUGAAAAGAGUGUACUCUGGCUAGUGUUGUAUGACAAUUGAAGUUGCUUUAGCAGUCCAAAAUUUUCGGGGGAAAAAAGUUAAAAAGGGACUGAUUGCUGGUGGCCUUCAAAAGAUGUUUUUGAUAGCAACGUCCCAUUUGCUUUGGAUGAAAAGGAUGUGUAUUUUUCGGGUGCAAUUGUGCUCUGUGGUAAGAGGUAAGUGCUUUCCUACCUUACUUUGUGAAGCAAAAAUCAUGGAAAAGUAUUUGAAAUGGAUUUAGUGGUGAAAAAAGGUGAUGUAAGUGCAACCUUUACACAUGAAAGAGUACAGGGGCCACAGGUUGUCAUGAUGACUGAAUUUGAUAUAAUUUGAUUUGAAGAUGAUGAACGAAUGUGUGUGUGCACGAUGCGUGCGUAUUUGAAAUUUUGAAUGUGACCUGCAUAAUAUCUUCACAUUGAAUGUGUGUGUGUAAGUUUGAACUGUAUAUUAUCUUUACACUCGUGUGAUACAAGGGAUUAUUCUUUCUUU